Molecule: messenger RNA, 2230 nt
Organism: Aplosporella prunicola CBS 121167
Lineage: Eukaryota; Fungi; Ascomycota; Dothideomycetes; Botryosphaeriales; Aplosporellaceae
Exons: 1
Coding region: 11-1849 (612 amino acids)
Molecular function (GO): microtubule binding
Source: RefSeq, a predicted model, not a curated record
UGAGGUCGACAUGCUGAUGUCUAGACCUCCGGAAAAGCUCACCAGGCCGACGUCGGCUCGCGGGGCGGGUCAGCCCUUUAGACUCAGUGGCAGUCAGUUCGCCAAGCAUGGAUUGUUAUCGGCGGCCAACGAUUUCACUCUGCAAGAAGACCCGGCCGAGUCACCGAAGCGUAGUGGUAGUGUCGCGGAGAUGAUGCAGAGCGGGCCAUCCCUCUUGCAUCCCACUCAAGGUGAUAAAGGCCAUCAACGGACUAGGUCGAACUCCGAACCGCAUCUCUAUCUUCCACAGUUCCACAGCCCCCGGUUUGAGCGCACGGAAGUGGGCAAUGGGCCUUUGAUUGAGGUUUCCAAUCCUGUCGAAGCGGCUGUCUUGUCGGCGUCGGAGCAUAUGCCUGGAGAAUCGAAGCAAUCCCAACAUCAGAAGGAGGAAUCUGUCGCCCCCGAAACACCCGAUCCUGCGGGCCUUAAGCGCGCUUCUGUAGCUUCUACUCAAUCAAUUGCUCCGGCUCCGGUCACCGACAUCAGUGCCAGCCAAAACAGUAGUUCACGACAGGCCGCCAGGCCUCCGCAAGAGUUGUAUGAUGGCUCGUUGCCAGCGCUCUCACAUGGCGGCAACGCAUCAGUUACGGAUGAGGACGAAAUAAAGUCACCAUCCCGCAGCAUCGAUGAGCAAAGCGUCGAAGUAGGAACGCCCGAGCGACGGUACUCUCAAGAGUAUUAUCCUGACUCCUCCCCAGAAUCAAGCUUUGGCGGGAGCUUUGAGGAUUCUCCAUCACUACGCCAACUUCCAAAGAAACUCCGUGGGAGAGCACCGCCUUCAUCUUUGAAUUCGACCAUGCCAAAGCGUCGAGCUGCCAUGGACCGAUCUCGCCUUAUAUCUGCGGGAGAUUAUUUGGCAAACUUCGACGAUUACACUGUCUUUGACAGCUCGGAUUCCCCGGCAACGCUCUCUGGUGGCCUCGGUGUUCCUAAAAGCAACAAGAACCGGCGGGUAUCCAGCGCAACCGAAGACUUAGAGAAACAGAUUCGUCGGAUCAUCACCUCCGUGCACGCUCCGAUUCGCCUUACUUCCGGCCAUGAUUCCUCCGACUCAUCGCCAAUAAAUUACAAACCGAAUCGUAAUGUCUCCGGCUCCCGUCCUCCUUCUUCACUAAGGGUUUCUCGCACACCAAAUGCUGCUUCCAUGACCAUGUCUCCCGUUAAGCCUGAAAACGAGAGAUCGGUCAGCGCCCGUAGGUCUGUAUCUCAUGGAGAUUCUGGCAUCAAGCUCUACCACCUCAUGCAACCAGGCAGAGAUAAGCCUAUCAAGCUUUUCGUUCGCAGGGUUGGUGAGAAUGGCGAGAGAGUCAUGGUUCGUGUUGGAGGCGGUUGGGCUGAUCUGGGAGAGUAUCUGAGGCAAUACGUUGAGCACCAUGGGAAACGGGUGGUCUCAGACGGCAAGUUUGAAGUCCUGGGUAUCGAAGAAAACCAAGAAUGGAACGCAGCCCGGCCUACAAGCUCCCACAGCUCUGAUAGCGUCAAGGGAGGCCGUCCGGGUGGGUUGCCACCGGCCCCGACGUCGAACGGCAGUACGCCUGGAAUGUCCCCCACGAAAUCUUCGAACAGCGUGUCUCGCCCAGGUAGCGCCAUGACAACAUACACUCCUAACGGAAUGGAAGACAUACCGGAGAUCGGCGCAUCGGGAACUUCACAGAGGUCUUGGCAAGGUUCAGAGGUUGGCCUUGCGGGUCCAAACACGAAGAAGCUGGAACUGUCCGAGGAGAAACUGGAGUGGAUCGAAGGUAUGAUGGAACAAGCCAAGAGGUUGGGUACAAAGGGUGCCAACAGGAAGGUCCUCAUGAAACACUAGCGGAGUGCAAGUGUUACUGGACGGAUUUCUUUUUUCUUUUUUACUUUUCAUGUGCGGGGCGUUCACCGGAUGGAUGGGCAAGCAGUGAUAUCCCAAUGGCCUAAGGCACAUUGACCCGGGAGGGUUGGCAUCCUGGUGGGUGAGGAUCGGAUGGACGGGACGACAAUGACGAUUCGGACUCAGCGGGAUCUGGGCCCUAGUCGUGAGGAAGACGGGUUCCUUUGUAGACAAUACAAUACAGACAGUAUAGAUGGUUACCAGACGUCCUAUUCGUGCGAUGUGGCUUUGUGCAUGGUGUUGUGGCUGGCGGUGCCACGGUGCCUAGGAGGGGUUACUUUGGGGUACGUAGUGCGGCUUGACGCACGGACAAACGUUAGUUCC